AUGGAGACUCGCAUCAAGACAUCCCACGCCUGGCUUGCUCUUACAGUUGUGUUGAGUUUUGCGACUGUGACCGCUCUACGAAAAGAUGCAAAAGUACGUCAUGAAUCAUAUGUGUGUGAAUCAGGCUGGUACAGUAACAAUGACAUUUCAUGUGACUAUGCUAUAUGCAAUCGUCUGACAAAUUUAACUGGAGCUUGUAAUGCUCGCAUAGCCAAUUCGCACAUCAUCUAUGAUGGUAUCAUCCAGUACUAUCCAGAAGGCUCCUGUAACAGACCAGACAGCUGUACAUGCACAAAGGCAGGAUUUUACAGCGGAGGACCAGUUUGUUUAAUGUGUACAGCCAUUACAAACUGCGACAUAGAGACUUGCACCACCAGUACAAACCAGAUAUGCUCCAAGUGUGAAGGUACAGUACUUGACCAGGUGGGCUAUCGAGCCUAUGCUCCAUCUUCUGACAGGAGGGCAUGUAAUAAGGCAUGUUCAUGGCGCUCUGACAGUACACGCUGUUACCCAGGCAGCUGCUCCACAGAACGAUCUAGCAGCUGCAACUGUUCAUCUGGCUUUGGAGGAAUCCAUUGUCAAAACAUUGUGUCUCAAGCUGACAUCGUCUACAAUGAGCUAAAGCUAACUGCUGUAGAUGGUUCUAUUGCGACUGCACCAUUAGAUAUAAAUUCAGGACCAUCUGCUGCUCAGAAUGAAGUCUGGACAAAUAUUGUAGCUCCUGCAAACAUCUUCUACCAAUGGGAUGGCCAGUUUCGUCCAACCUUACCUAUCUACCAUGCUUACAUCCCAGAAGCUAAGGUUGGAGUCACUGGAGGAAAGACACAACUGAUCUUAAACAGGGGUACAACACGUCAGGUUUAUGAACGCACUUGUAAUGGCUCUAGUCGAGAUGAACCCAACCGAGCAAUGUUUACCUGUAGUGCAACCAUGCAGCCAGCGGAGUAUUCUGGCUCUCUUACAGUGCCUUUUCAACAUGGUGACUGGCUGGAAUUUUCCAUCCAUGCAGAUGUGGGAGGGUUUGUCAAGGUUGAAAACAAAGAAAAAAAAAUCAUAGAAACACAUUAUCUCAAUGGUAAUACCAAAACCCAUCAAUUCCAGGUUCAUUUCGACACCAUUGUUUCAUACCACUGCAAAGUAACAUCUGGAUGUGUAGACUCCAUGUUAACAGUCGAAGAUAUUUCAAAAUCUAGCACACAAAAUAUUCUGUGGAGUGGCUGGAAAGAUGAUGAUUCUGGAGUACACCAGAUGAUAUACCAGGUGUAUGAGCUGGAUUAUAUAGGAAGUGCACUCCAGCACAAAACUCUGACUACUAAAGGCGCUGUCAACAGUACUGGAUCUGGAAGUACCAGCUUUUCUGUAACAAGCCCUGGAAUGUAUGCCAUUGUCCUGUCUGCACUGGACAGAGCUGGAAACCAUAAAUCUUGCCGGAGACUUUUUCUUUACGAUUCGUCUUCCCAGAUCAGUGUCACAGCCUCCUCAGUUUUGCGUGUGACCUCUGCAGCACAGGUCACAUCCUUCACCUGGCAGCACAGUGAGGGAGAUGUAACUCUGUCAUGGGUGGAGAGGUACACCAAUGUAUUCCACAACAACCACAAUCUUCUGGCAGCUGUUGCAUCAGAAUCUGGAGUAGAGAGUGCAUAUGAUGACUCAGAAGGAAACAGGACUGUAGCAGCCAUUCAAAACACUUUAGGUAUUGUAAAAUUUACAACUGCUUGGGGAGUAGAUGCAGAAGGAGGGACAACUCAGAGGACACCACCUAAUACUGCAUUUACUCAGGAACCAGGGCUGGCCAUGACAAAAACAAUAAAGGCAAAUGUUGUGGAUGGCCAAAGUCUGACAUUCUGGGUGAGAGCAUUUGACAUCCGAGAGGACUACUAUGAAGAGAAUCUGACAGUACAUGUGGACAGCUCGCCUCCAGUGAUCACAAAUCUGUGGCUGACCAAGGACAACUUUGAGAACAUCAGUGUCCAUGGUCUUGAGGAGCUCAAUGCAAUGACAAUAGAAUGGGUGGCUUAUGAUGACCACAGUGGGCUGUAUAGUGUCCAAUGGCAGCUAGUGGACAACUACAAUGGUCAGAACAUUGUGCAUGGAAUAGAAAAUGUAUCACCACAAGGAGAGACUAAUACCCUUCAACAAUGUCAGACACGCUAUGGAAGUUAUGCUCGUGGUGCAAACUGUUACUGCACGGGGCCUGUUGGCUGCUAUCAUCGGCAUUUUCAAGUGAAGCCUGUCAUUGUGGACGUCAGUCUUGGGCAUGGUGGCCUUUUCAGCAAUGGCAGUGUUGGUGUUCAUGAUUAUGACUACUAUAUUGAGGUCACAGUUGUCAAUCACGCCAAGCUUUCCACCACCAUCAGGAAGCAGAUAACAUUAGAUGCAAGUCCUCCACAUCCAGGUGUUGUGAAUGAUGGAAUACCAGAUUCCCCAGAAGUGGACUAUCAGUACAGCAGGACACUACAUGCAUACUGGUCAGAUUUCUUUGACAGAGAGAGUGGGAUCAAGUUCUACCAGUAUGCAUUUCACACCUCAUGUCUCAACAGCAGUGUGUUUGGACACAACACACAAGACAGCAGAAUUGUCAUGACGUAUGAAACCACAGCAACAUGGAGUGCUCCAGCUGAUGGAACCUUCUACAUCACAGUUGUGGCUUUCAACAGUGCCAUUGAACCCAGCUCACCUGUGUGUUCAGAUGGUGUUACUGUUGACCAGACUAGCCCAAAAAUGUCUCGUGUUUAUGUGGCUGGGGCUUACAUUGCACCUGGCUUAAUCCGAGCAUCAGACAAUCACACAUGGCUGGUGACGUCUGACCGCACGAUAAGGCUUGUGGAAAACCCAGACCAGGCGUGCAUCAAUAAGGCUACGCCUGGAUUGAGCGUGGACUUUUUUCCUCUGAGUUCUAAAAAGUCUUCCAUCCAAGCAUCUGAAGCCUGUCAGUAUCAGGGUUUUGAGAAAAGGUUUACUCAAACAUUCUACCUCGGUAGAGAUCACCAACUAUACAUGAAUUGGUCUGCAUAUGACAAUGAAAGUGGCAUCUAUGACUAUGCAGUGGGUCUGGCUUCAACAAAGAAUUAUGGAGACGCUCCUGACAUUUCUUCUUUUACCAGCACACACCACCACAACUUUUAUCAGAAUAACCAUCCAUCACUUCCAGUUGGAGCUCCAUUUUACAUUUUCAUCAAAGCCAAAAACAAAGCUGGAAAUGAGUCUUAUAUAGAACUGGGUCCUGUAGUUUUAUUGCGAUCUUCAGCCUCAUACUUGGGAACAGUAAAUCUAACUUUGGAAGAAGAUAUUUUGAUUGUCCGCUGGGAUGUAGAGAAAUUCACAGGCCCGGAGAAACAGCACCUUAAGUUUUAUGUUUUCUUGGAGGAGCUAACAAGGGGCACAUCAUUGUACCCAAAGUCUCGUGCACGUACUUCAGGUAGCUGCAUCCAGUCUAAUCCACAGUCAUGUGCUGCCUUCAACAUCUCAGAGCUUCAUUGGGGGCUUCAUCAACAACAUGCAUACAUUGCAAAAGUUCAGGUCACAAACAUUGUAGGCCUUGACCUCAUGUUGACCUCUGAACCCUACGUACAUGACACUCGGUUGGCAGCAAGAGGGACUGUCUUUGAUAUCGUGCCGAGUGGAGAAGAAACUAUUCUGUUUGCUCCAAGAUCAGAGGACACAGAUUUUCAACUAUCCAAGACUACCUAUGAGGCUCGCUGGUCAGGCUUUGACAGUGGAAUACAGCAGAUCACUUAUAAAGUUGGACUGGGCACUAAACAAGGAUCAGAUGAUGUGGCAGCCUUUGUUAUGAUUGGGACAGUUACUGCAUAUGUGUUCACAGGCCUUAACCUACAAGCAAACAAGCAAUAUUUUUGUACAGUUGUUGCUGUGACAAAUGGAGGACAGGUUGCUGUAUCAAGUGAUGGUGUGCUUGUUGUUGAAGCAGAUGAGGAAGUUAACAUCAAGAUACUGGAUGGUCCAGGGUGUAGUAACAGUAAUGCAACACUGUCAUGGUCACCAGAGCAACAUGAGGAUAGACCUCUAAUACCCUGUGAAGAUGAUGCAAGCUUUCAGUUGUCACGAAAUAUGUUGUGGGCUCACUGGACUCUAACAAUGCAGCAGAAAUUGAGGUUUCCAGAUGUUCAGUGGAAAAUCCAGAAGACUGUUCCUGGCAUUGAAUCGUGGACUGACACCACAGAAUACCAGUUCUCCACUCGAACGUAUGCUGUUGUUGCUGAAGGAUUGGCACUACAGCCUGGCAAUAAAUAUCGAGUUGCCAUCAAGUUCUGUGUUGGAAAUCUGUGCAGCAAGCCAGCUUACAGUUCUGGUGUUAUUAUUGUCUCUGGUCCUGCUCGUACAGGCUCCAUUUCAGUCACCUAUGUGGAAGGCCUGCAAGGCAAUGAUAGUUCCCUGGAAAUAAGAAUGGAAAACUUUCGAGAUCCAGACAUCAGUGACCUGACUGCAGCACAGUCUGUAAUGCAUUCCUACCAGUGGUCUCUGACUGACAACAGCCAUGACUCUCAUUUACUUCAGGCCUGGAAGACAGUUCCUAAACUUCACAUUUUAAAUGCUUCACAUGUAAGAUUAGUAGUAUGA
This is a messenger RNA of Pomacea canaliculata, 4578 nucleotides long. RefSeq lists its product as uncharacterized. NCBI's taxonomy places the organism in Eukaryota, Metazoa, Mollusca, Gastropoda, Architaenioglossa, Ampullariidae. The transcript has 27 exons. The coding region runs from base 1 to 4578 and encodes 1525 amino acids. The record is from RefSeq and is a predicted model, not a curated record.